CGGUCACUGCGAAAAGGCCCAGGUGUUGAUCAAACGACAUGACGUCACGAAAUCUUUGGCUACACUUCCUGGUCGUUCUUCGCUGCUGUGGAUAAUCGUGGAACUGAAACGGUCCGCCACAAGCUGCAAGAACAGGGGCACAUGCUUGGAGCGAGAACAUGUUCAUGUUAAGAUACUCAUUACAUACCUACACAUAGUUGCAUUGGUACGCGAGGUUUGCUACUGUCGCUAUUCAGACAGUAAUCAAGCCGGCGAGAGCUGUCGCGAUGGUGUAACCAUGGACAGCAGAAUAAACGAAAAACCAGACAGAACAUUCGAUCUAGCGUUGCAGGUGGCAUGCCCUGCGUCCGAAAAUGAAGAUCCAGCCGUGCUGUGGAAGUUCCCCCAGGACUUCGGAGACCAGGAGGUCCUUCAGACUGUGCCUAAGUUCUGCUUCCCUUUUGAUGUGGAGAGAGUGUCCCAGAAUCAGGUGGGCCAGAACUUUACAUUUGUGCUCACGGACAUCGAGAGCAAGCAGAGGUUUGGCUUCUGUCGGCUGACGUCCGGAUGUCGCGUCUGCAUCUGUUUGCUUAGUUAUCUCCCUUGGUUUGAGAUUUACUACAAGCUGCUGAAUACACUGGCCGACUACUUAACAAAACACCAGGAGGAUGACUUGAAUGACAUGUUAGAAUCACUGCACAGCUUGCCCGUGCCAAAGCCCAACACUCCCGUCAAUCUGAGUGUGACUGCGUGGCUGCAUAUUGCCACGGGGCAAGUAGUGAACGCUUCAAGAAGCCAAGAACCGCACUCAUACUUCAUUGCUCCUGAUAUUAAUGGACUUCCCACCAUACCUGAGAGUAGGAACCUGACUGAGUACUUUGUGGCUGUGGAUGUGAACAACAUGCUCCAGCUGUACGCCAGCAUGCUGCACGAGCGGCGCAUCAUCAUUACCUCAAGCAAGCUUAGCACUUUAACUGCAUGUGUUCACGGUGCUGCCUCCAUGCUGUUCCCAAUGUACUGGCAACACAUAUACAUCCCCGUGCUCCCACCUCAUCUGCUGGACUACUGCUGUGCCCCCAUGCCAUAUUUGAUUGGCGUUCAUCUCAGUCUCCUAGAGAGAGUGAAGAGCCGGUCGCUGGAAGACGUGGUGAUCCUGAACGUGGACACAAACACACUGGAGAGCCCGUCGGAUGAUCUGCGAAAUCUACCUAGCGAUGUGGUCUCCACCCUGAAGAGUAAGCUGAAGAAGCAGUCCACGGCGACGGGAAGCGGCGUGGCCCGGGCCUUCCUGCGCACUCAGGCGGCUCUGUUUGGCUCCUACCGUGACGCCCUGAGAUACAGACCCGGUGAACCAAUCACAUUCUGUGAGGAGGGUUUCGUGGCCCACCGCUCCAGCACCAUGCGCGCCUUCCUGGAGACUGCUGUCAAUGCUCAGCUCUUCAAACAGUUCAUCGAUGGCAGAUUGGCCAAAUUAAACGCAGGCCGGGGCUUCACCGAUAUGUUUGAGGAGGAGAUCACAGAGGGAGGCUUCUGUGGAAGUAACACCAGGUCUUACCAGCAGUGGAUGCAUACAGUGAAGAAAGGAGGUGCUUUUUUCAAUACAGCAGUGUUCAAGACCAAGAGUCACGUCAAGCAAGGCUUUAGGGGGAUGCGGAGCCGACUGAAGCAAAGGCCGGGUGAUGAUGAUGACAGGUCAUGCGGUGGCGGCUCCCCUACCAGCACUAAGAGUCUCUCGCCACGGAGGCUUCAGAAGAGAAGAAAGGCCUUUCCUCACCAAGUUAACCCUCUGAACUGCAUGGACGCUCUUCUGCUAAGAGUGACAGGAGCUAGGAGCGCAGAGGACGUCUUUAAUUACGACAGCAAGCUUGCCAUCGGCUGUCCAGAUUACACCCUGGAUGAGGACGAGCAGGACAGCGCCAGCAAGAUCUCGUCAGAAGACAGCGGGGAGGUGCCCUCCUACACGGAGGACAGCGACGACUCGUACGAGCUGGAGCCGGAGGUGGCCCCCUCCUCGGGCCACAUGACGCUCCUGGAGGAGAUCCUGGACUCGCUGAGCAGCACCAGCACCGGCACCCAGCCGGGCCGCCUCUCCGCAGCCAAGAGCCUGGACUUCCUGCGCUCCAUUGACGAGCUGGACUACAAGCCCAAGAGGAGACCCAGCCCAUCCAGUGAGAGCCAGCAGACCUGUGGUGACAGCUGCAGCAGCACCAGCAGCUGUGGCGGGGUGGGUGGAGGAGGAGGAGGCGGCAGCAGCGGCGACGGCGGCAACGGGGGCUCAUUUUGUUGUUCGACAGAGCCGGCCGGGGGCUGGCACCUGGGCCAGGAUGACAGCGUGGUGCACGGUAAACACCUGCCCCCCUCGCCACGCCGCCGGCCCAGCUACAAACCCCCCGCUCCCGCGCAGCGGGCACGGGCUCACACUGACGACCCCGCAAUACACACCUUACACACUCUAUCGGUCCACACCAGCAGUGUCCCUCCAGCGCCCAAACCUUGUACCACACCCACACCACAAACACCCCCAAACUCCCCAGAAGAUCUCCCCCAGUCAGAAAGGGACCCUCCGCAGUCUCCAUCCCCUACGAGACGCCACCUGUCCAGCCCUGAAUCUCUCAGCCUGGCUCCAGAGCCCCUGCCCAGCGGCCCAGAGUCCCAGCAGGCCACGCCUGGAGCCAUCCGCCGGAGAGUCCUCUCCAAAGUGAAGCUGAAGAAGUACCAGGAGGGGACCAGGCAGAGUGCCGCCCUCAUCCCCUGGCAGAGGGACGUCAGCGGGGCGGGAGAGAGAGAGGGCAAGAGGGAUGAGCUUGAGGCGGGGCUGGAAGAGGAGGUGCAGGAGAAAGGCCUCCUGGAGGAGAUCGAGUCCCUGUGCCACCUCAGCUCCUCCCUGCACACCAGCCUAGAGCUUACACAGGUGCACAACAACACUGACGAGAGCUGAGCAGACUGGCUAGGGUGCACACUUACACACACGCACACGCACACUUACACACACACACACACGUACGCACGCACACACAGACAGGCACACAUACAGACACACAUCUGUUAGACAUAUACAGCUCUUACAGGUACACACACAAUGCAAAUGCUCAGCUACGAGCUGAAUGUUCUCAGACACACACGCGCACACACACACACACACACACACACAUAUACAUACAGACACACAUCUGUUAGACAUAUACACCAGCGAUAGCUCUUUCAGGUACACACACAAUGCAAAUGCUCAGCUACGAGCUGAAUGUUCUCACACACACACACACACACACACAUCAAUAUCUUAUGCAGGUAUAUAGAAAAUAUUCUCACACUCAAACCAGCAAGUGACCCGUUAAGCACACACACAAGUCGCGUUCCAGUCACAUACUUCCAUGUGUACACACACACACACACACACACACACACACAUACACACACACAUACACACACAAGAUAUUUUAAGGUCUUUUCUGUCCAACUGCCAGUUUCAUGUUAUGUCCUGCUGUACAUUUAAUUUAGAACUUUAGAAUGUCUAUAUCUGAAACAUGCACUCAUCUUGUCCUUUCACUAUAUCUACAUUCAUGCAAACAAGGUUGAGCUGGAGGAAAUCAGAACAGAAUUGCGGCCCUGGAGGGAAGGUAGACAGUAUUUUCUGACUACUAAUGAAAAAAAGGGAGCCCUUAUUUUCUCUCCUUUAUCCCAAUACAAUUGCCCUUAUAUAGUGAGCAUCCCUUUUAAAAAACCCUGUUGCAAUGACUUGCACUUGUACAGAAGGGUACUUUAUACAUCACUGUUACAUUGUAAGAAUGACGCCACUAUGUUACUUCCUGGUUCAAAGCGCUCGAGAUGAGUUCAGAAUGACUGAAGAGAAUCCUCCACUGUAAGGCCACACGAGCAUGCUGCAGUGCCUUAAAGAGGACGUCUUAAUUAGCUUUUGGCAACGCCGUAAUGUUACACGCAGCAGUCGGAAUAUGGUACUGUAGAAAUGUAGGUAGAGCAGAGUAGAGCUUUAUUGUAGAGUUAUAUAUUUAUGUACUGGAGGGCAUGACCGGUGAUUCUCAGGUCAUCCAUCAGAAAGAAAGUGUGUGCCGGCCCUGAAGCUGCACAUUCUCAGAAACAAAAAUCAGUUAUGAACAAAGUUUGAGUUUGUAAAGAUCAAACAGUAUUUCAUCCGUCUCUUCCGCCAUGCCCUCAUAGUAACAGUUAGUUGGGGCCAGUAGCCUAAGAUAAUAGAGCCGGUUACCUAUCCAAGCACUUUUAAAAAAAGAAAAGAAAAUCCUCUCUGUCCUUUCCCUUCCCUCACACUGCACCUGAAGUAGAAUGAAUCCAAAUAGUGUUGAUCAGUCAUCCAAGUCACAAGAGAUGAGUGCAUGACUGCUAACUGAAAGGAUGCGGUGAGAGAGAGGAGCCUCUGCAGAGACUGUACUGAACCCCAUGUCUCUCCCCAGGGACGUCUUGAAAGACUGAUGGAAACAUCAUGUCCAGUUUCGUCUGCUGUUGCUUGGUCGUUGUCCCUAAUGCAUUGUAAAGAAGCAAUACUCUUAAUGUAAUUAUGUAGGCGCAAGCUUUUUUCAGGGAUCUUCACGUUCAGCUACCUAUAGGCACAUUCCCCGUGCCCAGCCCAAGAGGGAGCUGAUUGGUUCAGCUCGACACCAGCCCUGGCAGAGGUGAGCUCCAGUGCGGUUUGGCCUCGGGUCAGUGCUGGUCUCAUCCCUCCAGAUGGAAUGUGUAGGCUGGCGGGUUUUUUUUCUUUCUUUCUUUCUUUUCUCUUUAAGCAAUUUAUGUGGGGUGUCAUUCCUCGGGACACUUUAAUGAUGUUUCUCACCCCCUCCCGGGCACUGCCCUGUAGUAUCGACCCGCUCGUAAAGCUGUAGGCCUUUUUAUUUCUUUAUUUUCACAUUUGAAAGACUCAUUGUGGUCAUUCCAUUAGCUUCAGGAGAAGUUAGUGUUGCCCCGCUAUGCCCAUUGCCCUAGUACUGUUGCCAGUAGAGGGAGCAGACUCAGGAAGAGUCUGGGUCGUAGUCUAGGAUUUCAGCCCAACCAAAACUUUCUAUUAUGCUAUGCAAGGGUCAGUAAUUUUCAAAGGUCCCUAUCUGUUUCUUUAUUUGUUAUUGACCCCUUAAAAAUGACAAUAUGAUAAGUGUUUAAUGUAGAACUAUUGUAAGGUUACGCGGCCUUUAGGGCCCACAUAUGACCGUUAUUGCUUUGUAAACUGAGAUAUGUUUAUGCAAAUCAGCAUUACCUGUGAAAAACUCAUCACUGAAGCUCUCUGUGUUCCUACAUUAAGAAAGGAAAAAAAAAUCUAGGAAUACCUGUAAUGAUGUUUGAUUGAAAUUGGUUGGUGAGGAGGAAUGGUCACUGUCGGACACUUUUCCAGUUUAAAGACCCGCUAGCAUCACACUCUCUGCCAUCAUACAUGAAUUCACCAGUGACCGUACUGUUGUGGCUCGUCAGGUGUAUUUUGCAUGCCCAUAAGCGGUUUGCCAGAUAUUUGGUCACCAUUGAACCAUUGGCACACACACACACACACACACACACACACACACACACACACACACACACACACACACACACACACACACACACACACACACACACACACACACACACACACACACACACACACACACCCACCCACCCAUGCUAGUGAGGACUGUCGGACAGGGCCUAGCCAGCCUGGUGGCUGGAGAGCUGCCUCAUCACGCCCCUGUUGUUAAUCGACUAAUCAAAAGACAGAGUUGGCUCAAGAACACUGUCACGCCUUUAGUGGCCACCUAAUGGCAAGGUUAAAAUACCUUUAAAGACCUGCACGCAUGGCAGCUCUCCAGGAACAGGGCUGCCAAGCUCCUGCUUUAUAGCUUUGCUAGGAGUCAACCCAAGAUUGUAAGAGUGCCUUAUGUGAAUAUUAAGUGUGUGUGUGUGUGUGGGGGGGGGGGGGGGGGGGGAUAAAAGGAUGGUAUGUGGCAUCAUGCUCAAAAUACAGAAUCUGUCUACUGCAGGAACUGUGUUGGUCCGUACCAUCGGCUUAAGUGUUAAAUUCAAAAUGGUACAGGAACUGACUACUGACCCAUGUGAGUGAGGCCUGUGGGUCCUUGGGGUAAAUGCAUCAGGCACUAAUGGUACAGCACGCGUGUUUGUCGUCCAAAGUUCCAUUGCAUGCACCACUGCCAGGCUUGUACUCAUUUGAUGCUGUUUGUCUGAUAUUGACAUGUUUACGUCUUUGUCCUGUAUUUUCUGGCCUGGCCCGGCCCUAGGCAGAAGAGUGGUCUUAAGUCUGCUCCAAUUCCAAACCUAUUCCAGAGGUGUAGCCAUAAAGUUGAGGCAGUGUAGACUUAAGUAGAAAUUAGGUCAGUAUUGUUUUAGUUGUUUUUUUUUUUCUUUCUUUUUUACAGUGUGACUUAGUUUUGUUUGCAAGUGUACAGACACUUUAUUGACAUGGUGUUGGCCCAACUGUCCCUUUUUUCCCUCAGUAAAGCAACAAAGAUGAUCUCAACAUCUUUCAUUUACAUUUUUCUUUUUUCCGUCUUUUGAGUGCAGUUGUUUCUGCUUAUGCCGAUAAUUCUAAACUUUGACUGUCACAGUUGAUGACAGUUUUUCCUGUAUUUGACUGAAUUGUGUGAUUUUUACGUUCUUGGGCUUUUCAGUAAUUGAUUUUUAUUUUCAUUGACAAAACAGUAGAGUGUGUUCCAUUUUGUCAGUUACUGCUUGUAUCAGGAAAAUCCAUAAAUGCCUUGCAAAAUACCAUUUUCAGUAUAUUUCAAAUAAUUCGAUGUCUUAAAACACAUGCUCUACACCCUUGAAUGCUGUAUGUUAUGACAUUCUUGUUAUUGUCUAUCUACUGUAGUUGCUUAGAGGGUCCACUGAAAAGAAUCUGAACAAAAUGAAGCUUUGCACAUGUACAUGAAGUUGCUCUCUGGUUGGUCAGAUACACUUGUGUGUGUGCAGGGGGGCAAGCUUAAAAUGUUACUGACAUUGACUUUGUUGCUGUGCUUGCUGUGUGUACCACAAACCAUGUGAAGUGUAUUUUAUUUCGAUGAAUAGGGACAAUGAUUGAGAAAGUAAACUGUAACUGAAAAGAACAGUUAAAGAUGUAUUGUACAGCAUUUUGGGUAGGAGUGGAAAUCCAGCAGAGCUCAAUGGCAUGUGACCACAAUGUAAUUUUAGCCCUGUUUUAUUUACAGGGGCAUCUAGUGGCUUGUGAGCAGCUCAAUACAUCUUUGAUUUUAUACUCAUUUUUUUUGUUAUGUAUUUUAUGUCCGGCCAUGUUACAUCAGCCAUUUAAACAUCAGUUUUCGAUGUGAAGUAAUAUAUUUAUCCACGAUGCUUUUUGAGAAUGCUCUCCUUGAAAUGAAAAUCCCCUCAUAACUAACAUGUUGGGCAAAACCUUUGUGUGACUGGGAAGGAUAAAAACGUGCAGUGUUUUGACCUCAGUGUCAAGAACCCGGAGACAUCAUCAUCAUCAUAUCACCAUCCCUUGACUUUAUUUCACAUGGUGUUCAGUGACAAUAUACAGACAACAGUGUCACAGUAGUUGCGGCUCAGAAAAGCUGCAGCAGCAGAGUCAGCAUCUGCAGGAAACAUGUCGAGAGUGGUAUUUGGGUACUGUGGCAUUUUUGCGUAACGUCUGAAUGCAUUUACAAAUUUGAGUGUUCUAACUCGACUGCACACUUGCAUGUUCUCGAUACAGAGAAGACUCUAAGUCAAUCUCCUGUGCUAUACAAUUACUGGUACCACUGUAUGCACUGUGAACAGAAUAAAUGAUAUACAUGUUUA
Messenger RNA from Clupea harengus (Atlantic herring), 7731 nucleotides. It is a transcript of the gene dennd1b, whose product is annotated as DENN domain containing 1B. Lineage: Eukaryota; Metazoa; Chordata; Actinopteri; Clupeiformes; Clupeidae. The record is from RefSeq and is a predicted model, not a curated record. Gene Ontology annotation, biological process: endocytic recycling; endocytosis. Gene Ontology annotation, cellular component: nuclear speck; cytosol; intracellular membrane-bounded organelle. Gene Ontology annotation, molecular function: phosphatidylinositol phosphate binding; guanyl-nucleotide exchange factor activity.